Molecule: messenger RNA, 1773 nt
Organism: Cicer arietinum (chickpea)
Lineage: Eukaryota; Viridiplantae; Streptophyta; Magnoliopsida; Fabales; Fabaceae
Source: RefSeq, a predicted model, not a curated record
AAUCUUACUAAGUAAGCAAAGAUUUAAAAGAUUCCCUCAUGAAAGUGGAUGAGAUCACUAAUAACUCACCAUAAUAAAAGAAUUCUAUCUAAAAAGCUUUAAAAAAGCAUGACCAUCUACGAUUCUUUUCCUAAUCUCUUUAAUUAGGGAUCAAUGCUUUUUCCAUCGUGCACGACACGCUCUUAUCAUGCGUGUGCUUAAACCACAAAUAUCAACACAACAACAACAGCAGCAAAUUAUGUUGUUCCUUUGAAGUGUGUUCUGUUCUUUCCAAGCAUUUUCCUUUGCUGUUGCAUCAUAGCAUUCAUUCCCUUUGUUUCAAAGAUGGGUAGGCUUGCACCAUUAUCAGAAGAACCUAUGAAUGAAGAAAAUGAAAGAAGCAAUAAUAACUCAAAGAAAGGUCUUCUGUUAUGGAUUAACUGGAACUGGAUCAAGACUCAUUUUUCUCUUGUUUUCAACAAAAAAUCUAACAUCAAGAUCCUUCUUAGUGUUCUUGGUUGUCCUCUUUUUCCUGUUCCUAUUCACCCCAAACUACCCCUUAAUGAGGAUUCAUCGUCGGCACAGUAUAUUAUACAACAAUUCACAGCUGCAACAGGGUGCAGAAAGUUGGAAGGAACAGUGAAGAAUGUGUUUGCUACUGGAAAAGUGACAAUGGUUGUGGUGGAUGAGCUUGGAUCAAUUGGUGGUGGAAGUGUUAAUGGAUCUUCAGAAAAAGGGUGUUUUGUAAUGUGGCAAAUGGUUCCUGAUAAAUGGCAGAUAGAGAUUGUUGUUGCUGGCCAAAAGGUUCUUGCUGGUAGUAAUGGCUCUAUCGCUUGGCGCCAUACACCUUGGCUCGGCGUGCAUGCGGCUAAAGGUGGUGUUCGCCCUCUUCGCCGUGCACUUCAGGGACUAGACCCUUUAGCAGUAUCAGCUGUAUUCAGUGCAGCACAACACAUGGGAGAGAAACAAAUCAACGGCACGGAUUGUUUUGUACUAAAACUCUCGGCCGAUCAGAAGGACCUGAUCGACCGAAGCGACAACACAGCGGAGAUGAUAAAGCAUGCUAUUUUUGGUUACUUCAGUCAAAGAAGUGGACUUUUAGUGUUCUUAGAGGACUCUUACUUGACAAGGAUUCAAUCACCAGGGUCUCAUCCAACUUAUUGGGAAACAACAAUGUCGACAAAAAUCGAAGAUUAUAGAGAUGUGGAUGGUGUUAUGAUUUCACAUGGUGGUUCAACAACUGUGAUGAUAACAAGGUUUGGUGAUAAUCUUAAGGAUGGACCUGCCAUUACUAGGUUGGAAGAGACAUGGAGUAUUGAUGAUGUUGCAUUUAAUGUUCAAGGGUUGUCUAUUGAUUGUUUUUUACCACCUCAAGAACUUAACAAAGAUUGUCCACAACAACAUCUUGAUUGGAAAUCAUCCUUGCAUCGAUGAUGUUAUGUUUUAUGAAACACUGACACAGAUACCAGACACGACAUUGAUAUGUUAGUACUGGUAAGAAUUUAAGAAAGUGGUAGUAAUUGAACGUAAUCUCAUGUGUCAGUGCUAAACUUUAACAUGUGUCAGACACAUAGUUAAUUUGAGGUGUCAGUACUAUAUACUGUAUAUUAUAUCAAAAUUUGUAAUGGUUGUGUUUUUUUUAUUAGGUUUAAAUUUGAAUAUGAAAAUGUAUCAACGUUAAACUCGGGAAGAGUUUUGUGCCUAUUUGUGUUUCAUACAACUCGAGGGAAUAGAGGUUGUGUAGAAGGAUACCUGAUUUAUAUAAAAAAAACACUAAUUGUUACUUAGCAUGUA